AUGAAAUUUUUCGACCGCUUAUACCUUAAAUUUCGAAGUAGCCUUUGCAAUAAAUUCAAAUUAGAGCAAUUGAGAACAACUUCGGUUCAUCAUAGCGAGUGUGUAGGCGAAGUUGAAUUGUCAAAUAUACAUACACCGGGUAUCAGCUCGACCAGAGAAGUUACUACAAGGCUCUCUCCUGGGGGACAAAUAGGGCUUUUUUCAAAUAUAAAUACACUACAUGGAAUUACUGAAUAUUUUGAAGGUAUAAAUAGUGAUGAUAGUGUCAAAACUAGCAAUGAGUGCCAGGAGGUUCAAAGUAGCCCCGAUAUUUCAACAUUUGUUACAACCCUGAGUCAUGAUACAUAUUGCAGUAGCUCAAAAAUACUGGAACCUUUUUUAUUUAGGCUUAAUGAAACUGGAGGGAAGAUCUUUACAUCAUCUGAAUUUGAAUCAGAGAUAAAACAACUAGUGGAUAGACAACCAGUUGAAUUUGAUCCACUACCCGUGAGAUCACUGUCCGGAGAAAGACACUCAGUAUUGAACCUAGUGAAUAAUUUAGUAAGAGUAUGCGAAAUGUUACAUGUAAAUUCUGAAACAGAUAUUCCUGGUUUACCCUCACAUGAAACUUUGUUCGAAGAGGACACUGAGAUUGAUUUAUCUAAUAUUGAAAGUAUAUUGGAAUAUACACUGAAUUCACUUCUAGAAACUAUUAGAAAAAUGAUUUCUGAAGAAACACUUUUAAGAGCUGAUAAUAUGAGACAAUUUAUAAUAUUUGAACUUAAAUCCCUAGUAGCGAAGUUAAACCCAAAAUAUGAUUCAAAAUUGUUAAGUAUUGCGAAUUUAUUUUUGAAUAAACUUACAUUAGAUGAGGAUAUGAAGAUACUGGCAUUUAAAAUGGAUCAAAUACGUUCAGCAUUUAAAUUUUUCCAUUUAACACAAAGAUUUAAUGAUUUCCAUCUAAGUAAUCAGCCAAUUGACAAAUUUGACACUAACAAUACUGAUAAAGUACUUUUACAUUCUACGGGUCCUGCUAGUAGGACACGAAUCCUCAGUCGUAUUAUAAAAUGGUAUAGAUCAUCUCAUGUAUUUGAAAAGGAUGGAAUAUCACUUAGAAAAGGUCAUAGUAAUUCGAAAACUGAUACAUCUGGAAAUAGUAAAGAUGCUAAUAGUAUACUAGUACCAAAUGUGCACUCAUCUCUUCAGAGCCACCGAUGUCAUCACUCUGGAGAUACAGUAGAUAAAUUCCAGCUUGAGACUGAUGGAUGGAGUACUGACAACUCCAAAGGAAUUGUAGUUCUAUAUCGAAUUGAUCCUAUGCCAAUUGGAUUAUCAGUGAGUGUUAUCGUUAAAGGUGAAAUAAAUUGCAAUCCAAUUCACUUAUUAGCUAUUUUAAAUGAAGUUGAAUUAGCCCAUGAAUGGGCACCUUAUAUGUCUUAUGCGUCUCGUAUUGCUAGCUUAAGUCGGGUUAGCCAAUUGGUACAACAAAUUUAUGACUUACCAUGGCCAAUAGGACAAAGAGAGAAUAUAAUGUACUGUUUUGGUGUAGAUACACUACAUGAACAAAAUUGUUUAAUGAUUUCAUGUAGUAAUCCAAAACCGGAUAGUACUGGACAGUUUUUGGGAGUGGAGAUACCUGAUCCACCUCCAAAGAUACCAAGAGAAGAAUGUAGUCAUCUAUUCUUUAUAAUUACACCACUUGACUCGGGUAAAUCUGUUACUAUGGAGAUGUUUGCAAACUUCAAUGUUUCUCGCUUUGUACCAAGCAAACUGGCCUCUUUCAUUGUUAGACGCAUGACGCGAAAGAUGUACACCGAUAUUGCAUAUUUGGCCUCCAAUUUUAAGGGAUCAAUAUAUGAAUCUGCUUAUAAAGAAAAUGCAGAUCUCUAUUUAUGGAUAGAAAAGAAGUUUAGUGAUUAUUUACGUAUGAGAAAUGGUUGUCAAAUAAUGGAGUAUUGA
Messenger RNA from Cryptosporidium muris RN66, 1938 nucleotides. RefSeq lists its product as uncharacterized. The coding region runs from base 1 to 1938 and encodes 645 amino acids. Lineage: Eukaryota; Apicomplexa; Conoidasida; Eucoccidiorida; Cryptosporidiidae. The record is from RefSeq and is a predicted model, not a curated record. The transcript has a single exon.